AUUUGAAUACAGAGAAUAUUUAAGAGAUUAAGGCAAAAAACACUGAACAUUUCUGGGAAAGGAGAGUGUUAAUUGGCAAUUUUUGUCCUUUAAUCGCUGAAAUAUUAAAUUAUUUCCUAGGAAUCCAUUUAGUUAAUGUGCUCAUUUAGGUAGGCAGAAUGACCAGGGUUUCUUUUGUGUUCAUCUUGUUGUGGGGAGCACCCCACAGAAGAAGUCUUCAGUUGCUCACACCAAAUCAAGUGGCCAUUGUGGAAAGAGAAAUCUUCUGGCCCCAGAAGCUACCUCUCACUCACCAUGUCAGCAGUGAGAGAAGCAAAUUCCUAAGCCACCACAGCGUGGCAGUCUGUGAAGCACUGCCCGGGAGAUCACCUCCCCAUGGAAGUGGCCAUUCAACCUUAGACAUGCCUCAGUUUUAGUCCUUUAAAAGAAAAAAAAAUCUGCUGGGGCUGUAGUGGUGCACACCUUUAAUCCCAGUACUCGGGAGGCAGAAGCAAGCGAAUCUCCGUGAGUUCAAGGCCAGCUUGGUCUGCAGAGUGAGUUCGAGGACAGCCUGGUCUGCAGAGUGAGUUCCAGGAGAGCCUGGUCUGCAGAGUGAGUUCCAGGAGAGCCUGGUCUGCAGAGUGAGUUCCAGGACAACCUGAGCUACCCAGAGACACCCUGUCUCGAAAAAAAUAAAUAAAUAAACUAUUCCAGAACCUAGACCGCUUUCCAGAACAUCUCUGUGGAUUCCCAGGGCUUAUACCCCUAGAAGGAAGAUGGCUGAACUCAACACCCAUGUGAAUGUCAAGGAGAAGAUCUAUGCAGUUAGAUCCGUUGUUCCGAACAAAAGCAAUAACGAAAUCGUCCUGGUGCUACAACAGUUUGAUUUCAACGUGGACAAGGCCGUGCAAGCCUUUGUGGAUGGCAGCGCAAUUCAAGUUCUUAAAGAAUGGAACAUGACAGGAAAAAAGAAGAACAAUAAGAGGAAAAGGAGCAAAUCCAAGCAGCAUCAAGGCAACAAAGAUGCUAAGGACAAGGUGGAGAGACCGGAGGUGGGGCCCCUGCAGCCACCGCCGCCGCCGCCGCAGGUACCACUGAUGCAGAACGGGCACAUGAACGGCUGUGAGAAGGACGGCUCUUCCCCUGACUCUGCCAGAGAAAAACUGGCCCUCACACCACGUGAGAAAAAGAUCUCAAUACUGGAGGAACCACCGAGGGCUCUUCGCGGGGUCACAGAAGGCAACAGACUACUGCAGCAGAAAAUGUCCUUAGAUGGGAACCCCAAACCUAUUCAUGGACCAUCAGAGAGGUCAGAUGGUCUACAGUGGUCAGCGGGGCAGCCUUGUAACCCAAGCAAACCCAAGGCAAAAACAUCUCCUGUUAAGUCCAAUGCCCCCGCAGCUCAUCUUGAAAUAAAGCCAGAUGAGCUGGCAAAGAAAAGAGGCCCAAAUAUCGAGAAAUCGGUGAAGGAUCUGCAGCGCUGCACUGUUUCUCUGACCAGAUACCGCGUCAUGAUCAAAGAGGAAGUGGACAGUUCUGUGAAGAAGAUCAAAGCAGCUUUUGCUGAACUACACAACUGCAUCAUUGACAAAGAAGUUUCACUGAUGGCGGAAAUGGAUAAAGUCAAAGAAGAAGCCAUGGAGAUCCUGACUGCCCGUCAGAAGAAAGCGGAAGAACUGAAGAGACUGACUGAUCUAGCCAGUCAAAUGGCGGAGAUGCAGCUGGCCGAACUCAGAGCAGAAAUUAAGCACUUUGUCAGCGAACGCAAGUACGAUGAAGAGCUGGGGAAGGCUGCCCGCUUCUCCUGUGACAUCGAGCAACUGAAAGCUCAGAUCAUGAUCUGCGGAGAAAUCACACAUCCAAAGAACAACUACUCCUCAAGAACCCCAUGCAGCUCCCUGCUGCCUCUGCUCAACGCGCACGCAGUCACUUCCGGGAAACAAGGGAACUUUGCCCGGAAACCAUCCAAUCACAACAAGCCCUCUGAGGGGAAAGUGGCAAACCCCAAAAUGGUGAGCGGUCUUCCCAGCACUGCCGAUGCUUGUCACCAGACCGUGCCGGCUAACAAGCAGAAUGGACCUUCUAGCCAAAGGCGAAGGUUUAAUCCACAGUAUCACAACCGGCUAAAUGGUCCAGCCAAGUCCCAGGGCGGUGGGAAUGAAGCUGAUCCCAUGGUGAAGAGCAACAACCGCCAUGAACACAGAAGACCACCGCACAACGGCUUCCGUCCCAAAAACAAAGGCGGAGUCAAAAACCAGGAGGCCCCCUCGGGGACCAAGGCCCCGGAGGCCCCGACACAUUCUGAAAAGCCCCGUCGAAGGCAGCAUGCGGCAGAUAACUCAGAAGCCAGGCCUUUCCGCGGUCAUGUGGGUAGGGUUUCACAGUGCAAUCUUUGCCCCACGAGAAUAGAAGUUUCCACAGAGGCCACGGUUCUCUCGGUCCCAGCUGUGACGUUGGUGGCCUGAGCUGGGAAAGGAAAGGAUCAGGUUUUGGCCUGGUUUCACUUCCCCGCCUGAGGUGCUGACCCCAUUCGCUGCCAAAAGAGAGUAUCCAGUCGGAAUAUACAAGCCCCGUCUGUCGGUGUUGUUCUCUCUCUCUCAAUCAUUUUUACUAAUCCCAAUAGUCUGCUCUAGCUUGCUUCGUUCGUGACUCCCAUGGCUCUGCUUGACCUGUUGUCGCUUCUCCUCAUCCAGACUUCGCAUCAUUUUAGCCAGGCAGUAUUUACCCGUCGUUAGGAAAAAAAAAAAAAAAUCAAGAUGUGGCUGAAGAUCAGAGGCUCAGUUAGCAACCUGUGUGGUAGCCGUGACGUCCAUCCAUUGGUUGUCUUUAGAGAGUUAAUGUUGAGACGUUGAUCAGACAAACGUGAUCUGCUGAAGACACAUGUGCUUUUGUAGAAAUUAACAUCCGGUGUUUUUCUGAAAUAUAUAUAAAUAUAUAUAUAUAAACAUAUAUUGCUUUAUUUGAAACAAAUUAAAAUAUGCUGCAUUUGA
This is a messenger RNA of Peromyscus californicus insignis, 2969 nucleotides long. It is a transcript of the gene Spats2l, whose product is annotated as spermatogenesis associated serine rich 2 like. The record is from RefSeq and is a predicted model, not a curated record. Lineage: Eukaryota; Metazoa; Chordata; Mammalia; Rodentia; Cricetidae. Gene Ontology annotation, cellular component: cytoplasm. The transcript is spliced from 13 exons. Gene Ontology annotation, molecular function: protein binding. The coding region runs from base 756 to 2444 and encodes 562 amino acids.